GGCGGAUAUUGCAGUACAGUUGCGCGGAAAGACGUAUUUUGAAAAUCGCACUCGUCGACGUGAUACAAAUUGAUACAUACUAGAUUGGUUGACCUGACUAUCACCAUGACCGAAAAUCAACCGAUUUUAACGUCCAAUGAUGACGCUGUGUAUUCAAGAACAGCACCACAGUAUGUGGCUGAAAUUCGUCCUAAUGCACCACCUUAUCAAAUUCAACAGCCGUAUCAAGGAUCGCCAGGAUUUACCUCACCACCAGUCUAUGUCGUACAAGCUGCUACAGUGUAUGGUGAGUUCCCGGUAGCCGCACACUGCCAUGCAUGUAACACUGAUGUUAUGACAGUCACAACCUUCAACGCUGGUACUCUGACGUGGUUGUCGUCUGGAAUCAUUUGUUUGGUUGGUGGCUGGGUACUAUGCUGUCUUAUUCCGUUCUGUAUCAACGCCUGCAAGGACGUCGUUCACUUCUGUCCUAACUGUCAUGCUGUGAUUGGUAAAUACAACAGACUAGGCUGAAUACCGGAAGCAGAUGAUGCGCAUGCGUCGUUGAUGUUAUGGACGGAGGAGCACAUAUUACUCAAGAAGAAGAUUGGAUAAUAUAAUCCACUAACACUAUAAUGUAAUCAAUGCAUCGGAACCGUAAAGUCAGCCAGCUAUAUUCAAUGUCCACGAUUACUAGAUAUUUACAUAUAAUCAAAUAUAAUCUAAAUGUUUAAGGCGCCCCUGAAAUGGAUAGGAGUUAUACGAAUCGAUACGUUCCAUCGUCAUAUGUCGAGAUCCGCGCCGGGGUCAGCACAGACAUCCCCCGCACAGCCAAUUAUGCACAUGUUGACGCCUAGGAACACAGCGUGGUUAGCUAAUUAACACAAGCACGCACAUGUAUUGCACAUUAAUCGACCGUUAUUAAACACUGCGCAACACUAUCAAGAUUGUUGAACUGUACUGUAGUUUAAAUACGCCCUCACAUGGCGAUAUAAACACAAUAUUAUUCACUUUUAAUAAAUGUGAAUUGACUAAAGA
Saccoglossus kowalevskii is the source of this 1017-nucleotide messenger RNA. RefSeq names its product LITAF domain-containing protein-like. Gene Ontology annotation, molecular function: zinc ion binding. The record is from RefSeq and is a predicted model, not a curated record. Lineage: Eukaryota; Metazoa; Hemichordata; Enteropneusta; Harrimaniidae.